AUGCCGGGUGCUGGCAAGCAAGGUCCCCCUGCCCACCUCCGGCUGCAGAGUGGCGUGCUGGCCACUUCAGCUUUUGCUGCCUUCGCCCAAAAGGCGUCCGAUGGCCUCACCAUGAUCUCGCCCUUUACCCGAGCCUGUCUGGGCAAGCCCCAAGGGGAGCUCCCGGGCCGGAGGGAGCGCAGGCGAUUCACCCGCGGACAGAAGCAGUCGCAAGCCUUCACCGAGCUGCAGGCCAAGGUGAUAGACACGCAGCAGAAGGUGAAGCUCGCCGACAUCCAGAUCGAGCAGCUGAGCAAGACCAAGAAGCACGCCCACCUCACCGACACGGAGGUCAUGAUGCUGGUGGACGAGACCCGCAUGUACGAGGGCGUGGGGCGGAUGUUUAUUCUUCAGUCUAAAGGAGUGAUUCAUAAUCAGCUCUUAGAAAAACAGAGAAUAGCCGAAGAGAAAAUUAAGGAAUUAGAGCAGAAGAAGUCGUACCUGGAGCGGAGCGUGAAGGAAGCAGAAGAUAAUAUCCGGGAAAUGCUGAUGGCCCGAAGGGCGCAGUAG
Molecule: messenger RNA, 549 nt
Organism: Opisthocomus hoazin
Lineage: Eukaryota; Metazoa; Chordata; Aves; Opisthocomiformes; Opisthocomidae
Source: RefSeq, a predicted model, not a curated record